AUUUGAUUCGGAAGUCCGCGGACAUAAUCUUGGCCACCCGAUAAUCUAAUUGAACAACAACAACAUCAAACAAAAACAGCUUUAAAUGAUAUAAGACAAAAAUGAAUAUUUUACCACAUAAAAGCUGGCAUGUUCGGACAAAGAAGAAUAUUGAGAGAGUGCGCAGAGACGAGGCCCAGGCAGCUGAGGAGGAGAAAGAAAGGCAGCGAAAAAUAGCAUUAGCUGAACAAGAGGCUCGCACUGAUCUGCUGAGGAAACGGUCUCGCAUCAGAACUGAGGGAGAGAUUGAACAUGAUACUGAUAAAGUGCAAAAAUUGGACAGUGAAGCUGAAAGUGCUGUACCCAGUUCAUCUGUUGAUAUUUACACUCCUCAAGGGCAUAUCAAUUUUUUUAAAGACAUUGAAGCAGGGGAUGUAAAGCAAGGAACAAACAAAGAAUAUGAAAAAGAGAAGAAAGAAGAAAAGGAGAAAUGGGAAAAAGAUAUUGGCCUUCUCAACUACCUUGGUCAAAAUUCAGUAGAAAAACAGGAAGAUAGACCUUGGUAUUUAUCAAAAAGGAAAGAACUGAAUGCAGAAGAAAAAUUCGAUGCAAAGGAUCGAAAGUUGAAGAACAGUUUGGACCCACUUCAUCAGAUGUCCUCGUAUCUUUCUACAAAGCAUAAGCAUUCCGAAAAAGAAAAAGACAGGAAAAGUUCACACAAGCUUAAAAGCAAACACAAGGAAAAGAACAGUCAUGACAAAAAAGUUGCAAAACCAUCUGCCUCAAAAUCUAUUGAACAGCUGCGUGCAGAAAGAUUAAAACGAGAACAAGAAGAGAGACAACGGGUGCGCGAACUUUUCUCAGGUGAAAGUUCAAAAGUCAAGGAAGCCAAUGAGCCCAUGAAUGAGCGAGACCGGGGAUAUAACUCUGUGUAUAACCCAGACCUAGUGCGGAGAAAGAAACCAAGGCAUUCCCAUGAUUACGAAAAAUACUGACUGAGAAUGCAAAAAAAUUGUUUUAGUUGUAUUGGCAACAUAUAUUGUCUUUAUAGGUAUUUUUCAUAAUGUAAAUUAAAAUUUAAAUUAUGAAAAUCCAAUGAAACUAAUCUGUAAACUAAACUGUUUUUUUGUGGAACAGUAUGGAAGUACUGGAACAGUACAGUGACUUUUCAUUUGAUUGAGUGAACAUCUAGAAUUAAUAUGAUAUUUUAAAAAUGUAUUGGUUAAUCCAUUUAUGCGUAGCGUCUUUAAAAAAAGGCCUUGGCAAACAGCGCAGACCCAGAUGAGACGCCACAUGAUGUGGCGUCUCAUCAGGGUCUGCCCUGUUUGCUUAAAGGAAUUUCUGUAAGAAAUAUUCUAAAUAUAGAAAUAAAUUUAAUAGACAUCCCUAAUUUUGGAAAUAAAGUGGUCCAAUUUAGAAGGAUGGGAGAGUCCACUUGGCAUUAAUGGGUUAAUGUUGAUGAAACUUUACACUUCACGCUUUGUUACAUGGAUGGUCCUCUACCAAACAUGCGAAAAUGGUUCUUGGUUUAUGAAUGACUAGUUUUUCAGGAUUUCUGGAAAUAAAUAAUUGCAAUUUUAAUAAUAGGAACAUGUAAUUACAGUCUAGCAUCUUUUUUGCAAUUUCCAAUAACUUUUGUGAACAUAACUGUUAAAAAUUAUUUGAUUGUUUUAUGCAUAAUAUAUAGUUUACUGAGG
Messenger RNA from Dreissena polymorpha, 1676 nucleotides. RefSeq names its product leukocyte receptor cluster member 1 homolog. The record is from RefSeq and is a predicted model, not a curated record. Lineage: Eukaryota; Metazoa; Mollusca; Bivalvia; Myida; Dreissenidae. Bases 102 to 974 code for a protein of 290 amino acids. The transcript has 8 exons.